Molecule: messenger RNA, 4914 nt
Organism: Myotis lucifugus (little brown bat)
Lineage: Eukaryota; Metazoa; Chordata; Mammalia; Chiroptera; Vespertilionidae
Gene: WDCP
Product: WD repeat and coiled coil containing
Exons: 3
Coding region: 313-2481 (722 amino acids)
Molecular function (GO): kinase binding
Source: RefSeq, a predicted model, not a curated record
AUUAUUAACUCUACAAUGUUAUCUAAUAUCCAUUCCAUAUUCUAAUUUCCCCAGUUUUUUUGGGGGGGGGUAGAAAACUUUAUUUCCUCAAUUUAAGAUCCGAAGAUUAUAUGUUGCAUUUGUUUGUUUUGGCUCAGUGGUCUCUGUGAACCUGCCACACUCCUCCUAUCCUUUUAUCCUCUCACAGUACUGACCUGUGAAAUGUCUAAGCCAGUUGUCUUGAAACAUGUCCUAUAUUCUGGAUUUCUCUGAUUACGGUCUCAGGAUGUAGCUUUUCUUGUUAAUUAUUUCAGAUGACCUUUAUCAGAAAGGAUGGAGUUGGGAAAAGGAAAACUUCUCAGAAGUGGGCUGAAUGCAUUGUAUCAAGCAAUACACCCAAUUCACGGCCUUGUCUGGACCGAUGGGAAGCAGGUAGUCCUGACUGAUGUGCAGCUUCAGCGUGGAGAGGCCAAGUUUGGGGACUCGAAGGUCAUUGGGCAAUUUGAGCAUGUGUAUGGGGUGUCGUGGGCCCCACCUGGGAUAGCGGACACGCCCCCUCUGCUCGCUGUCCAGCACAAGCAGCAUGUCACUGUGUGGCAGCUGUGUCCCAAUACCACGGAAACAAGCAAGCCGCUGCUGUCUCAGACCUGUGAGAUUAGAGAACCGCGCCCUGUCCUUCCCCAAGGCUGUGUGUGGCACCCACAAAGUGCUGUUCUGACGGUGCUGACUGCACGGGAUGUCUCCAUUGCCCAUAACGUGCACUGUGAUGGUUCCCGAGUGAAAGCGGACAGCAGCGCCCAGGGCCUUAUUCACUGUGCGUGCUGGACCCAGGAUGGCCAGCGGCUGGUGGUGGCCGUAGGCAGCAGCCUACAUUCUUACAUUUGGGACAGUGCUCAGAAGACUCUUCAGCGGUGCUCCUUCUGCCCAGUAUUGGAUGUGCUCAGCGACGUGCGCUCCAUCGGGGCCGCUGUGGACUCACAGGUCGUCCUAGCCACUGAACUUCCAAUAGGGAAGAUUUGUGGCUUAAAUGCAUCUGAGACAUUUGGCGUUCCACCCAGCAGUGAAGACACUUGUCUGUAUACGUCACCAGUUUCUGAUGAGAUGCCCUCUGUGGAUAAAGGGGCAGCCUCUUGUGGAACAAAUUCCGACACAUCAGUGUCUCCCUUUUCUUCCCGUUCAGAUCCUCUGGAUCUAACUCAUAUACGUUUCAAUGGAUCUAAGUCUGAGAGCAAUGCCCUCAUUUGUCUAAGAAAAAAGAAUUACUUGGCAGGAACCGAUCUGGAUUCUUCACAUUUGAUUCUUGUGACCUUUGCGCAAGUGGUGACCCAGGCCAAAAAAGUCACCAUUCCAGGCAUUCUGGUUCCUGAUCUAAUAGCAUUUAAUCCGAAAGCAAAGGUGGUAGCCGUGGCUUCCAAUACUUGUAAUAUAAUUUUUAUCUAUUCUGUCAUUCCAGCGGUUAUGCCAAACAUCCAGCAAAUUCAAUUAGAGAGUGGUGAGAGACCAAAAGGCAUAUGUUUCUUGACAGAUAAAUUAUUAUUAAUUUUGAUUGGAAAACAAAAAUCCACUGAUUCGACAUUUCUCCCUUCUUCAAAGUCUGAUGAGUAUGUCAUUCGCUUGACUGUUAGAGAAGUAACGUUGAAAGAGGAGUUUCCAGUAACAGUGAGCGAAAACCAGAGUGGCUAUACUACCCUCAGUGCUCUGUUAAAUAAAGCAGAGAGGAAAAAGCCAAUUGAGAGUCUUUCCCCAGAUAUUUGUCACCAAAACAGAGGACUCUUGUUAACAGCUAAUAGCAGUAGUCAAGGUGGAAGGCCUGGAAGUACUUUUAUUAAAGAAAUCAAACGCCCUCCAUCCAGUGUGUGUGAUGACUCCAUAGCCCUGGAAACUCGAGAGGCCGAGCCCGUUGACGGGUCAGCGACGCUGCCCAAAACCAGCAGCACACCAGACUUCACCAGCACCCUGGGCCCUCUUAAUCUCCCUCCAAGAAAGAACUUACAGCGGGAAAAGGAAGCUUGUCAGCUCUCUAAGGAACUGGAAAUUUUAUCUAGGAAACUGAUGGAAGUACAGCGAAGUCUCUCUGAACUCACAGACUUCCUACGUAAUGGAAAGAAGUCCUCUCCAGUGUAUCCGCUCUCUGAGGAUCUGCCUUACGUCCACAUCUCUUACCAGAAACAUUAUUCUGUAGAAUCUGUUGUUGAAAAAAGAGACGUGCUUCUCUGCCACGGCAAACUGAGGCUCAGCACAGUGCAGCAGACUUUCGGCCUCACUCUUGUUGAAAUGCUGCAUGACUCCCGCUGGAUCCUUCUCCCUGCUGAUAGUGAAGGCUUCAUCCCAUUAACUUUUACAGCCAAACAGGAAAUACUCGUAAGAGAUGGCGGCUCCAGGUCAAACAUCUUCAGAGACUCUUUGUCUCAGAGUCUUGAUUCUGGUCCUUGUCUUGAAGUCUUCGGAGAACAUACAGCCCAGCGUUUAGAUGCCACCAGCUAUUCCAACCAUCUAGGCUGAUACUUGUUUGUAGAGUAUUUGCUGCAUAGCUUUUCAGAUGAGACCAUUACAAACAAGAUCUGUUUUCCACUGUGGGCUCUCCCCUCUCACACUGUCACACACAGGUGAAGCACUUGCCUGGUUGGCUCGGCCCCUUCUCCAUCUUCCCCAGAAUGAGGCUCACGCUCGGAGCGCAGCCUUUGUUAGCUGGCUCAGAAAGUGCUUGCUUAUGUAUUCAUGAGGUGUGGUUUUGUCUGAAGGCGGAAUUCCCAGAACAAGACAAUGUAAUGGUGCCCUGUGGAUUGUGUUUUAUGGUUUCUCUGAGGCUUUCUGUCCCAGCCCAGAGCUGUGUUAAAGCUCUCUUAGAAGCACUUAAAAGGUACCUCAGCACUGUGAUAGAUCUUUCUCUUGGCUUAAAGAUGAGGAUAAGGAGUGCAUAUCCUCCAGCAUAUUCUUCUUAGCCCAAACCAGCAGAAAUCUACAGAGCUCAAAGGAAGAUAAAAAGCCACUGACUGCUACCUCCCUCCCCCGCUCUGCUCCCUAGAACAGGAUGGACCUCCCAGAAUGUAAACCUAACUCUAUUGCUUCCCUAGAAAAUUCUGGCUGACGAAGGUCCGGAUCCUCCUAAAAACUGGCCCUGGGCAGAUGUCAAAGGACAUUUCAGUGCUUUGACCCUUCUAGACCCCUCUUGGGUGUGUGCUGAUGUUACUAGUACAAUGCCAAGAACAGGCGAGGUCUAAGGCGUGGUGUAGUAGACACAUUAUAUUUAAUUAAGCAACCCUCCCUAGUUUCUGUGUUGGGGGUUUUAACAUCAUUGGUUGGAUCUUUUGUUUUGUGUACUUGCUCUUUUUUACAAUCUUGAAAUACCACAUUUCUAUGAUGUUUAUUUUCCAUUUCAGGUUUUCCUGACUCUAGAUUAACACCAAUAUCUUCAAUGUUGACUUCUUGGAUUUUUUCCUUGGUUGCACAAGCCUCCUCAAGAUUUUCUCCAAAUUUAACUUUUUCUUGACUCUUCAUUGUUAGAAUAUCUGCAAUUGCAUGUCGCAUUUCUUCAAUAGGCUGAGCUCCUGCCAGAAUGGCCUUCUCAAAGAUUGAGAUAAUAUUUUCAAUAGAACUUGUGAGUGGUUCAACACGUGCAAGGCAUAUCCAAUACUUAACAAGUGUUUUGGCAUCUGGAAUAUUUUUAAUCAGGUCAUUCAGUAUGUUUAAUACUUCUUCUUUGGGGCAUCCCUCAUUAAUCAGGUUUAGGCAUUCAGAAAAUGUCUUGUUUACUUUUUCAGUAAAUAAUCUUUGUUCUUCUCCUUCUCCAAGGGUAGUCCAAAAUGACCCAACUGGUUUUUCAUUCUGUCCUUCAGCUUCAGGCUGGGUUAUUACUGAGCUAGGAGGCCUUUUCAACAUUUUUCCUUUGCUAGCUCUCCACUCAGACGAGCUUUUCUUUCUUCUGCGGUUUCUUUGGGCUGAGCCCUUCUCCUUUUUUUUUUUUUCUUUUUGGGCUGAGCCCUUCUAUUGAUAGUUGCUUUUGCUGUAGUAUGUCUGCACUACUCAGUGGUUUUUUACUUUUCUAUCUGUUUGAUAUUAGAAGAUGAAGCAGGUCUGGCUAUCAUUUCAGAUGUGAUGCUUCUUGAUACUGUCUUAUUUCUUUUUACUUCCUGAGAAGAAAUGGUGUUGACACUAGAUAAAACUGUAUUUAAUUGUAGUAAUUCUUUCUCAUGAGACCCUUUCCGAAUGUAACAUUGGCAAUGCCUUGUUUCCUGGGUAUUAUGAGUAUUACUGUGGUGACUUCUAAUAGGAGGACAUAAAAGUUGUUCAUUCUGAGAUGUAACCCUCACAAAUGUAGUCGUAGUCAUCAUCUUUGAGGCUCUGUGACUUUUUGCUGUUACACUGCUGGUGUUGAUAGGCUGAGGUUUUGCGGCCUUAGAGAUAGGAGUUGAAAGUUUCUUUGUUAUUGCAGAAUGCUCAUCUUUGACUUGUACAGGCUUUCUAAAUGAAUGAACCUUAGAUUGAACAGUGUGGCCACGAUAAGAUCCAAGCACAGGUUUCUUGAGCACGUUAGCAUCUUGCUUUGGCUUUUCUGUAGUCACUUGUUUCUUUUUAUUAUUGUUUUUAAUGUGAAACGCUUGGCUUAAUGUCAUAUGUUGACCUUGGCGAUCAUUUGUAAUUGGUAACAACUGCAGAGUUUGAUUAUUAUUCUCCAAGUUAUAUAUAUCAGUGGCUAUAGUUGAAUUGGUUAAUUCAUUAGAAGGUUUUAACGGAAUACAAUUUUUUCCCAUUGUUACAUUAUUUUUGCUCCUUGUAGGUCUAUGGACAUUUUCUUUAUCAGCCAUUUUUGUCUUAAGUUUCAGGACUUUUGUCUCUUCUUGGACCAGACCCUCAGAUGCCAUCAUUCCCUCGUUUCUACUGGAGAAUUUCUGAUUUUCCUGUUUGUAUGCAAAAGAGUUUUUCUUUUUAACAGAU